AGCCCCAAAUCUUUUCCCCAAACCCCACCCACCCACGCGCGCACCGGCCACCCCCGCAAUGGCGGCGGCGGCGGCGGCGUCUCCGGCCACCGCGCAGUCCUCCUUCCCCUCCACCCGCAAGGCAACGCUGCUCUCCUUCCGCGUCUCGAGCAAGCUCAGAGUCUCCGCCGCGGCGGCAUCGGCCGACCCGCCCCCGGCCUUCAGGUCCGUCACGGCGUUCGCUCCGGCCACGGUGGCAAACAUGGGCCCGGGCUUCGAUUUCCUGGGCUGCGCCGUCGCCGACGCCUCGCUCUCCCUCGGCGACACCGUGACCGCCACGCUCGACCCCACGCUGCCCGCCGGCACGGUCGCCAUCUCGGGCAUCACCUCCCCGUCCUUCCCGCGCCUCGCCGAACGCCUCUCCCGCGACCCGCUCCGCAACUGCGCCGGCAUUGCCGCCGUCGCCGCGCUCAGCGCCCUCGGCGUCCGCUCGCACGGCGUCUCGCUCAGCCUCGCCAAGGGCCUGCCGCUCGGCUCCGGCCUGGGCUCCUCGGCCGCCUCCGCAGCCGCCGCCGCCAAGGCCGUGGACGCGCUCUUCGGCUCGCUGCUCCCCCGCGACGGCCUCGUGCUCGCCGGCCUCGAGUCCGAGAAGGCCGUCAGCGGCUUCCACGCCGACAACAUCGCCCCGGCCAUCCUCGGGGGCUUCGUCCUCGUGCGGAGCUAUGAGCCUUUCCGCCUCGUCCAGCUCCCCUGCCCGCCCGCACUCCACCUCUGCUUCGUCCUCGUCACGCCUGAGUUCGAGGCGCCCACCAGCAGGAUGCGCGCCGCCCUGCCCAAGAACGUCGCCCUCAGCCACCACACCCGCAAUUCCAGCCAGGCUGCUGCGCUCGUCGCUGCCGUCCUGCAGGGUGACGCCGCCCUCAUCGGUUCGGCAAUGUCGUCUGACUUCAUAGUCGAGCCCACCAGGGCGCCGCUGAUUCCCGGCAUGGCCUCGGUGAAGGCCGCCGCCCUGGAAGCCGGAGCGCUAGGAUGCACCAUCAGCGGAGCGGGCCCAACCGCCGUGGCUGUCAUCGAGGGAGAGGAGAAGGGGGAGGAGGUCACGCGGAGGAUGGUUGACGCCUUCCUUUCAGUGGGGAAACUGAAAGCCACCGCCACCAUCGCGCAGCUUGAUAGAGAUGGCGCCAGGGUUAUCUCCACCUCAAGUUUGGAGUAGGAAGGUACAUUGUCUUGCUUGUCUGGUUUGUGUAUGUGUAUUACACUGACUGAACAUGUUGUCGGUGAUUUGGUGCGGUAGGUGUUUGGAAGUUCUCCCAAAUUAGUGUAUUAUCACUCGGUUGUCAGUUCUAAUUGUUUGUUAAAUGUUCUUAAUGAGUGGAUCGAUUUACCAUUUAAUUUGAAAUUGUAAUCGUAUUAUCAAUCCCUGACCGAGUGGCACAACUUGUUGGACAGCAGCCUCAAAGCAACAUGGCGGUGUAUCAUUCCCUCUGUUAA
This is a messenger RNA of Triticum urartu, 1470 nucleotides long. RefSeq names its product homoserine kinase. The record is from RefSeq and is a predicted model, not a curated record. Gene Ontology annotation, biological process: L-threonine metabolic process. Gene Ontology annotation, molecular function: ATP binding; homoserine kinase activity. Lineage: Eukaryota; Viridiplantae; Streptophyta; Magnoliopsida; Poales; Poaceae.